Molecule: messenger RNA, 3548 nt
Organism: Passer montanus (Eurasian tree sparrow)
Lineage: Eukaryota; Metazoa; Chordata; Aves; Passeriformes; Passeridae
Gene: LRRN3
Product: leucine rich repeat neuronal 3
Exons: 2
Coding region: 935-3061 (708 amino acids)
Molecular function (GO): protein binding
Source: RefSeq, a predicted model, not a curated record
CGCGUUCCCGGGCUGCUUUGGUGCUGCCGGCCCCAGCAGCAGCGGUGUCACGUAGCAGACAUCCUCCGCGGCCGCGCAGCCGCGCGCCCCGCGCAUCUGGGCGCGCCGCGGCAGCGCUCCGCUCCGCUCCGCUGCGCUGCGGGGAGCCCGGCGGCCCCGCUAUCAAUGACCGCCCCACAGCAGCGCCGUGCCACGGCGACAGCCGAGCGCCCGAGCCGUGCACCGCUAACCACCAUGGAAACGAGGAGAAAUAAGAGCAGCUAGCGAGCUGCUCUCUCCCCCGCCUUCCUCUCUCCGCUGGAUUGCGAGCCUCAGACAGCCAGGCAGCAACAGCGCCUGGCAAACGCAAGGGAUCUCAGCUGGCAGCACGGAGAGUCUCUCGUGUUGUAGGAUAUCAAUAGAUACAUCUCUGUAUUACAGACUGUUAGACACACGCAUGCACACCGACUCACACCCACACGUACAUGUGUGCUCAUCUAUACAGACUCUGGCUUUAAUACAAGUAUGUCACUACCUGAACUAAGGAUUCGAAAUUACUGAGAUGCAAGAACUCCUCCAGCUCUGAAACUACUCUUAUUAUAGGGUCAUCUUGUCGUUCCUACAAACACUAAUCAAUCAUGGGAUUUGAAGUUAAUACUACUAAAUAAAUGAAUUGUUUAAUCUCCUAUGACCAUCUAUACAUACUUCAUCUUCACAAAGCUCAUCAAUUUUAUGUCAUCAAGGACGAAGUGACCUUCAUUUCCACAAAAUGCUUCUUACUACUGGACAAGUUGGUUACAAAUUUAUCACUUACCCUCAGGAAGGAAGUCCUUCACGAUCAUCAUUUGAUAAAUGCAAGAUUGUGCUGUAUUAACUGACCAGGUCAUAUUGAAUACCAAGACUACAAUUGUGGAAUACUAAAGGGUCUGUUACUUUCCUGAACAUUUAGGCUAAGAUGAAGGACCUGCAACUUAAAAUUAAUUUACUGCUUGGUCUAGUUACCACUGCUCUACUACAAGCCGUAGGAAGAAAAGCAGACUGCCCGGAGUCAUGUAUAUGUGAAAUCAGACCAUGGUUCACCCCCAGGUCUGUCUACAUGGAAGCUCCAACUGUGGACUGCAAUGAUUUAGGCCUUUUUAAUUUUCCAACCACACUGCCUGCUGACACACAAGUUCUACUUCUACAAACUAAUAAUAUUGCAAAAAUUGAACAUUCAGUAGACUUCCCAGUGAAUUUAACUGGUCUAGAUUUAUCUCAGAACAAUUUAUCCUCAGUGACCAGUAUUAAUCUUAGAAAGAUACCACAGUUACUGUCAGUGUACCUUGAAGAAAACAAACUUACUGAGCUCCCUGAAGAAUGUCUCUCUGGACUCAACAAUUUACAAGAGCUUUAUAUUAAUCAUAAUCUGCUUUCUGUGAUUGCACCAGGAGCUUUCAUAGGCCUCAAUAAUCUUCUCAGACUUCAUCUCAAUUCAAAUGGACUGCAAGUGAUCAACAGAAAGUGGUUUGAAGCUACUCCUAAUCUUGAAAUUCUCAUGAUUGGAGAAAAUCCAAUAAUCAGAAUUGAAGACAUGAACUUCAAGCCUCUUAGCAAUCUGCGCAGCCUAGUUUUAGCAGGUAUAAAUCUCACUGAAAUACCAGAUAAUGCUUUGGCUGGCCUUGACAACUUAGAAAGCAUUUCCUUUUAUGACAACAGAUUUGUUAGAGUGCCCCACAUCGCUCUUCAAAAGGCUACAAAUCUUAAAUUUCUGGAUCUAAAUAAGAACCCCAUUAACAGAAUACGACGAGGAGAUUUUAGCAAUAUGCUGCACCUAAAAGAGUUAGGAAUUAACAACAUGCCUGAACUGAUUUCUAUAGAUAGCCUUGCUGUUGAUAAUUUGCCUGAUUUAAGAAAAAUAGAAGCAACCAAUAACCCCAGAUUAUCAUACAUUCACCCCAAUGCAUUCUACAGACUUCCCAAGCUGGAAUCACUCAUGCUCAACAGCAACGCGCUGAGUGCGCUGUACCGCAGCACGGUGGAAUCCCUGCCUAACCUCAAAGAAGUCAGCAUACACAGCAACCCCAUCAGGUGUGACUGUGUCAUCCGCUGGAUUAACAUGAAUAAAACAAACAUUCGGUUCAUGGAGCCGGAGUCCCUGUUUUGUGUAGACCCUCCUGAAUUCCAAGGUCAGAAUGUGAGACAGGUACACUUUCGGGAAAUGAUGGAAAUCUGUCUUCCUCUGAUAGCUCCUGAAAGUUUUCCAUCUACAUUGGAUUUAAAAGCUGGCAGCCAUAUUUCUUUGCACUGCAGAGCAACAGCAGAGCCAGAACCUGAAAUCUACUGGAUAACACCAUCAGGACACAAACUUUUGCCUAAUACUGUCUCUGAUAAGUACUACAUUCAUUCCGAAGGAACGUUAGACAUAAGUGAUGUAACGCAAAGAGAAAGUGGCUUAUACACAUGUAUAGCAACAAAUUUAGUUGGGGCAGACGUAAAGUCAGUCAUGAUUAAAGUGGACGGCUCUUUCCCUCAGGAACACAAUGGAUCUUUAAAUAUUAAAAUAAAAGACAUAAAAUCUAAUUCUGUUUUGGUUUCAUGGAAAGCAAGUUCUAAAAUUCUGAAGUCCACUGUUAGAUGGACAGCCUUUGCGAAAGCUGAAGACUCCCGGGCUGCACAGAGUGCUCGAAUACCAUCUGAUAUAAAGGUAUAUAAUCUUACACAUCUAAAUCCAUCAACUGAAUACAAAAUUUGUAUAGAUAUUCCCACUAUCUAUUCUCAGAAUAGGAAACAAUGUGUCAAUGUAACCACAAAAGGACUGGACUUGGAAGUGAAAGGCUAUGAAAAGAACAACAUAAUAGGAUUCCUUGCUGGCCUUGGUGCUCUUUUGGGAAUCAUAUCUGUGAUAUAUCUCUAUAGCUGCAUCUCUCAAGAUAUGAACUAUGGCAUUGGACACAGCUAUCUAAGGAAUUACCUGAAGAAACAAUCCUUUUCACUCAAUGAGCUUUAUCCUCCCCUAAUCACUCUUUGGGACAUGGGCAAAGAAAAAAGCACAGCAAUGGAAGUAAAAGCAACUGUAAUAGGUGUACCAACAAAUAUGUCAUAAAUAUGUCAGUAUAUCACUUUCUGAAAUAAAAAGCACAUGACUCUAUUUGUGCUGAAUAAAAAGGCAACAAGAAAAACAUAUUUCUCUUAGGAACUAGAUGCCUGGACUUUGUUGCUGCCAUCAAAUGGAAUAUAUAUGACUCAGUAUGAGAGAAGAAUUUUAAUUAACUGGCUUCUAAGGGUAUUCUACCAACCAAAUAAAAUUAACUUCAUAUUCUAGAACUUUCAUGGGACUUUUAAGUCUGGAAUACAGUGGAAGUAGCCAAGAACAUUUUCUGUAUUUUUUUUAAAUUAUUAUAUAAAAGUAGUGGAACUGAGCAAUACCUCCUCCUGUGCUGUAUUACACAAAAUAGCCACGAGUUUUUGCAGUGAACAGAUAUACUAGGAUUGACAUAUGGUGUAAUGAAAUGGACAAAUUCUGUAGAGUAGACACAGUAAGUAUGUGAAUUUUUUUUAAUGAGAAAAUACAUUUUUGAUUAAAAUCAAAA